Messenger RNA from Theobroma umbraticum, 2800 nucleotides. RefSeq names its product Reticulon family protein. The record is from RefSeq and is a predicted model, not a curated record. Lineage: Eukaryota; Viridiplantae; Streptophyta; Magnoliopsida; Malvales; Malvaceae.
AGAGAGAACAAUUAAGCAGAGGGGAAAAAAAAAGGUUGAAACAAAAGAAAAAGAGAGAUCCUUAACAACAGCCCCAAAUCAUUUAACCCCACCACGUCUGUAUCUCAGGCUUCUCUCAUGAGUAGCCAGGGCCGACAUUAAAUAAAAAGAAAGAAACAAGAGCAAAAGGAAAAAAGCAAGGAACCCAAUCCUCUGUCCCUUGCAACUCACUCUCUCUCAUUCUCUCUCUCUCUCUCCCUCAAUUGCUUUGCAAAGGGGAAGGUAAUGUUCCAUCUCAACAACCUCCAUUUCUUCAACUUAAAGCCUCUUAUCCAAUAAUUAACAUCCAUGCCCCAGUAGUACUCAAUUACCGCAAAGGAAGGGUAAAAGGAGGGUAAGAUAAAUAGGUGGAAAGAGAUGGAUUUGGGUAGUAGGAGAAUAGAAGGAGCUAAGAGCAGUGUUGUUGCAGGGUCAGUGUGGGAAACUAGGAUGAAGAGUGAUGAAGUCAAAGGUGGAAUUAAGGUUUUCAAUGGGGAAGAAAACAGCAAUGUUGAAGAAAAUGGUGAUAGUGGUAAUAAAAGAUUGAGUUUGAAGAAAGGCCAAACUGUCGGCGGUGUGGCUGUUAGUGGCAAGAGAAAGACUUGGAAAAGUGAAAGCUUUGAAGGGUUUGAGAAGAACCCAAUUCAGAUUGCCAAAGGCAAAGCUGGGGAACAGUGCAAGGAGUUGAGUGUGUCUGUUGAUGGGAUUAAGAAGAGCCCAAUUCGGGUAGCUAAAGGAAGAUCCUCCGAUGAACAUUGCAAAGACUUGAGCUUGUCUGUUUAUGGAAUAAAGAAGACUCCAGUUCAGGUCAAGAAAGGAAGAUCUGAAGGAAUUAGGGAGCUUAGUAAGUCUGUUGAUGGGAUUCCGAGAAGCUCAAUUCCAAUGAAGAAGCCAAGAUCUGAAGUCGCUAAAAGGUCUGGUGAGCUGAGAAAAGAGGUUGUUGAAUCUAGUGAGAGGAUAGAGGCGAAUUCAGUUCAAUUAAGGAAGCCAAAAUCAGAUUCAGUUAAGGCCUCUGAUCAGUCUGGUAAUGGAAACGGAAAUGAAGCGGAUUCACUUCAAUUGAAGAGCUCGAAAUCGGAGGAGAAUAAAGUUUUGGUUUUGGAUGAUGAAAAACAGGGGAAUAAUGUUUCCAUUGAAGAAAAUGAGAAGAACCCAGUUGAUACAGAGAAGAAUGGAUCUGAAGAAAACUGUAAAGAGUUUGGCGUGUGCCAAGAAAAGGUAAUUUCAAGCAGUACAAGCAAUGGAAACACGGUCAAAUCAUCUCCUGAAGGAUUAGUUGACGAUGAUGAUGAUGAUGGUGAAGAUGAUGAAGAAUUUUAUGAAGAAGAGGAAGAGGAGGAGGCGGAGGAGGAAAUUGAUGUUGGGAAUGAAACGAAAAGUUUUGACAUUAAGGAAAUGAAUGUACCAGAGGAGAAGCCUAACAAAGCUGUUAAUGAAGAAGAGAAAAUACCUGAAGACGAGCCUAACAAAGUUGUUCAUGAAGAAAAGCCUAAGAAAGCUGUUAAUGAAGUGAAGAAGCUACAAGAAGAUAAGCCUAGCAAAGUUGUCAAUGAAGUGAAGAAACUUAGCCAAUUCCAUAACAGAACUGCACCACUUUCUUCAACUGUGAAUAAGCUGCCUCCCCCAGUUGUAAAGCGUUCUACUUCAGUUUACACAACUCCUACAAAAACCACAAAAUCUACUCCUUUUUCAGCCUCAGAUGAUUACCAUUGUCAGAGUUUCCCACACACUCAGAACAAAUUGCAGAAUUUAGUUGAUUUAGUCAUGUGGAGAGAUGUAUCGAAAUCGGCAUUGGUCUUUGGGAUGGGAACAUUUAUCAUCAUCUCAUCCUCUUACACCCAGGACCUGAACAUCAGCUGUAUUUCUGUAAUUUCGUAUCUGGGGCUUAGUUACCUUGCUGCCAUUUUCCUUUACAGAUCAAUCAUCUGCAGGGGAGUUGUGGAUAUAGAUGAAUCAAGCUGUGUGCUUGGAGAAGAAGAAGCCGUUUGGUUACUUAAAUUGGUUCUUCCUUACUUGAAUGAGUUCCUCCUAAAGCUCAGGGCACUUUUUUCUGGUGAUCCUGCCACUACAAUGAAGCUGGCAGUGCUGCUAUUUGUUUUGGCCAGGUGCGGCAGCUCCAUAACUAUCUGGAAGAUGGCUAAACUGGGCUUUUUUGGCGUUUUCACUGUACCAAAAGUCUGCUCUUCUUAUUCCCACCAAUUAACUGCGUACGGAAAAUUUUGGAUACGACGCUUUCGUGAUGCAUGGGACUCAUGCACGCAUAAAAAAGCCGUGGCGGUGGCCAUCUUCACCCUGGUUUGGAACCUAUCUUCCAUUGUUGCUCGCAUUUGGGCUGCAUUCAUGCUCUUUGUGGCUCUCCGAUACUAUCAGCAAAAAAUGGUGACAGAUGAUUGGGUGGAGGACGAAGCUGGGCCCGGGAGUAGAGAAACAUUCCAAGGACCGACAGGAACACAAAGACACGGGCCUGGACCCUCUAGGGUAGAAACAAAUAAAGUAAAGAGAGGAUCCUAAGAGUGAGCUUUGGCCCAUAUGCCUACAUUAGGUGUUGCAUUACAUGUUCCAGAUUGCUGUUUUGUUUUAUUCCUUCAUAUAUUUUUUUAAUAUAUAGUUCUUUAUAUAGUAUAAUUUGUUUUUAUCUUUAUUUUUGGGGGUUGUAAAUAUGCAUGUUUGGUUUAUGUGACUUCAUUUUAGAAGCUAACAGGUCCAAUAGGCCAGCAUGCCAAUAAACAAUUGAUAUUUUGAUGUUGAUUACAAUGGAAAAGAUAAAUGGAAAGUUUACUAA